Molecule: messenger RNA, 729 nt
Organism: Didymosphaeria variabile
Lineage: Eukaryota; Fungi; Ascomycota; Dothideomycetes; Pleosporales; Didymosphaeriaceae
Exons: 1
Coding region: 1-729 (242 amino acids)
Biological process (GO): positive regulation of DNA-templated transcription, elongation; mRNA export from nucleus
Cellular component (GO): THO complex part of transcription export complex
Molecular function (GO): mRNA binding
Source: RefSeq, a predicted model, not a curated record
AUGAGUGCGCAAGAAAACGAAGACGCUAUGGAAACCACCGGCAUCAACGGCUCCAUCGAGCCCUCCACCUUCAAGCUACUCGACCACCUGCAGACCCCACAAUACGUGCGCCUCUACGACGAAACGCAAAAGCUUAAGGAACGCGUCAACGAUUUGACGUCGUACCAACAAGCACACCCAAGAACUUCCAAGGCACCCUCUACGCCCUCAGAAAUUGAUGCCGAGAAGAAGAUACAAAACCAGCUGGACCUUCUGGAAAAGAGGCUACGAGCGCAGCUGGCGAUGACACGCACGGUGUAUCGCGCGUGCGUUUUGAAGAUACGGGAAGAGAAGGCGGAGACGGCAGAGAAGAAAGCCGCGAAUGACGCGCUGAUAUUGGGCCUGCAUAAUCUGAAGUAUGAGGAGAGCAGUUUGAGGAGCGAGAUCGCGGCCGCGCAGAACUACGACCACAAGUACACGAAGCUCCCGCUCAUUCCCACAGACGAGUUCAUCGAGAAAUACCCACAAUUCGCGGAGGCAAGCGAGCACGAGCUUACUAUUGCGCGCAUCGAGCAGGAGCACCAGGAUCGCGUGGAACUGGAGGCGAGAAGGCAGGAGAAGCUCAAGCAGAAGCAGAAGCUCAUUGCUGAGGUCAAGAAAAGCAAGGAUGAUCUUACGAGGCUGGAUGGCAUGGUGGAGAAAUUUGUGGAGCACUUUGAGCCGAUCAGAAAGGUUUUGGCUACGGAGUAG